Molecule: messenger RNA, 2875 nt
Organism: Vespa mandarinia (Asian giant hornet)
Lineage: Eukaryota; Metazoa; Arthropoda; Insecta; Hymenoptera; Vespidae
Gene: CrebA
Product: Cyclic-AMP response element binding protein A
Biological process (GO): regulation of transcription by RNA polymerase II
Molecular function (GO): DNA-binding transcription factor activity, RNA polymerase II-specific; cAMP response element binding
Source: RefSeq, a predicted model, not a curated record
GCUUAGAGGCGCAUUCGCGGCGGCAAAGUACGUGGAGGCGGGUGCGUCCGUGUUCGCCCUAUCCUCUCACCCUCCUCCCGUUGAUCCUCUUUCUCGUUCAUAGUAAGUUAGUCUAUUGACGUUACUCAGAACGGUGAUACGCCAUUAGGAAACGAAAAACGCGUGUCUUACUUCUCUGUCUGUAUAGCUUUAGGCGUGUUAAGAAAAAAUUAAGAAAUAAAAGGAGAAGGAAGAGUAGAAAAAUAAGGAGAAAGAGAAAGAGGAGAGGUGGAGGAAGAGAAGGAGGAGAAGAGAGAAAGAGAGAGAGAGAGAGAGAGAGAGAAAUAGUAAGGAGGUUUCACAUCCAAUUGGCGCCGUCUUUACCAGUUACAGAACAGUCAUUCGCGGCGCGCUGAUUCCAAGAGCGACGGACGACGGAUCGAUCAUAUCUGUUUUCACGCAACCUCUACGAGAAUUCACCCGCGCCAUCCGUAACCAUCUCUCCUUCCCCUCCCCUUCCUUUCCCCUACCCGUUGUUUUUUUUCUUUUUUCUUUUUUCUCUCUUUCAUCGUUUCCCCCUCUCCUUAGAAAAACAGACCGGCGCCUUCGUCCUUUCGAUCGGUCUUUCCCGUCUUAUCGUUCUUCUAACAUUCCUCCCCGUGCGUUCGCGUCCCUCCAUCUGGAGGAUUCGUAUCAUCUAUUUAAAAAAAAGGGCAAAGAUUCGCAAGAGGAUAUCCCGUGCGCGUAUUUCGAUACCGUUGGAAAGUAUCGAUAUCCUUUCAAGGAGAAUCACGAUGCUCGUGGUUUGAAGUUAUAAACGGCGUCAAUGAGCAUUCAAGUAUGUACGAUUGAUUGAGGACAGUGAACACACCGGGAGAUCGGAGAAAGAUCAGCGAAUAGAAGAGACGGCCAUCAUGGAAUUCUACGACGUGGGAAGCAGCGAUCUCAGGGAGUUGUGGGAGUCUUACCUCACAGAACCAGGACUUGGACAGGACGUAUCAAUGACAUCGAGAGAAGAGGAAUGGGGUAAUGUUUUGUGCCUCAGGGACAAAUCAUCCUUGAGUGUCGUCCUGAGAGAUCGUUUGAUGACAGAUGCUGCGUUAGGUGGACCACGUCCUAUAAAAUCCGAACAUAGUUAUAGUUUACUGGCUUCCAGUCCUCCACCGAGUCCAGCAACUUCUGGGACCAACCCUUGUACAGCGAAAAGUUCUGUACCUUCUACCAGUACGGCUGGUACGAUGGCGGUCAAUACCAUUUCUUCUAUUGAUUCAAAUAAUUUGGAUCACAACAAAUCUUUGGAUAUCCGGCCGAGAUUCGAUGAUAUGGAAGACGAAUGCUUUCUAGCAAUUUCAAUGAAUUCAUCCCGAAACGAGGAUCAAUCGUCACCUUUACCCCUUCAAACAACUUAUACCUCGACUGUAAUUUUGAAGAAACCUAAUGUAGUACCUGAAGAUAGCGAUUAUUCCGAAAUUAAGGGCGAACCACUCAGUGCACCCGGUAGUCCUUGUACGCCCUGCCCUUCGUCGAGUUCUACAAUAGAUGAUAAAAGUACGAUAACAAUGGUAUCGCCACAAAAUCUACACUUUUCUAGGAAUCAACUUGCUCCUACAAGCGAUAGCGAGGAAGACGAUGAGGAUUAUUAUCAGAGUAUGGAAGUAGAAGAAUACAGUAUACCAUGUGAAGAAUAUGAAGGAAGUCGCACCUCUAGACAAAGCUUACCUCCAACUCCUCCCAGUAGUGCGAGUUCAGAUAGCGAAGGUACAGCGUCAGCUUCUUGUUCACCCGAACGUCGAGAUUCUCAAAAUUCAUCGCACUCUCAAAAUAUUAGAGGUCUCUUAACACCUAGACUUUAUGUCACCAAUGCAACACAUACAACAAGGCAACCCAUUCAUACACCUUUAAUUUCUUGCCAACCAAAAGGUUCCACCGGAAUUUUAACGUUGACGGAAGAAGAAAAAAGAACUCUCAUAGCUGAGGGUUAUCCUGUACCUACCAAAUUACCUCUAACAAAACAGGAAGAGAAAUCUUUGAAGAAAGUACGCAGAAAAAUAAAGAAUAAGAUAUCUGCACAAGAAUCACGAAGAAAGAAAAAGGAAUAUAUGGACGGCCUAGAGAGGCGAGUCACCAUGUUGACAAACGAAAAUUCUUCAUACAAGGAUCGUUUGACAGUAUUGGAAGACACGAAUCGUGAACUAUUGAAAGAGUUGCAACGCCUUCAAGCACUUCUGCAGCUCCAAUCGUCUUAGCUUUUAUCUUGAUGGGAAACAAGAUUUUGCUGAUUCGUUGUCGUCGAUUUGGAAAAUGUAGCUCUUUUUGUUUUUUUCCGGGCUAGUUAUCCUCUAUCUUCUAAUGUAGAAUUGAGAUUAGUAUUUACGUUUAAAUUUUAAUUCCAAUGAGAGAGAAAACAUUAGAAGUAGUUAAUGGCAGUUGAUCGAUAAUCGUCAACAUUGAAACUUAGAAAAACAACAAAAGUGACUGUUCGUUGAUUUUUCCGAGAAUUUUGAUGUCGAUGGAAGAUUUAGUUUUUGGGAUUGGUGCAAUGUUGUUAGGCUCGUCAAGUCUUCCCUUCGAAUUGCGGAUAAACUACAGACGAUCUCGUCACGAUCGUAAUAAAUACAACAAUUUCUCGAAAGCAAGCGUUUUUUCGAGUUCCUUGAGUUUCAUUGUCUUCCUAGGAUUAUCGAGAAACGAAUUAAACCACGAUGAUCGCGAAGAAUAUAUUAUAAAUUAAUAUUGUGUCGUACACUUUGAACAGGAUAUACGUGAUCUAGCCAGCAGUGCCUUCGUAUUCUUUUAAACGUUUCUUUUUUUUUUUUAUUGUAAUUGCAACAAAUAGAGAAUGAGGAAAGAUGAGGAAGAGGAAAAGAGGAGAAGAAAGAGAAAGAGAGAGAAAGAG